AUGAUGGUGCAAGUGGCAAGGCUGCUGCUUCUGGCUGCCACCUUAACGCACGGCCGCCGCACGGAGGCGUUCAGGCCUGGGGAGAGUGCGGCCAUGAUGGCUCUUCGACAACUCACCCCGGACAUCGCGCGGCUGAACGGUGCUUCGUUAAGCCAACUGCAGGCGCUGGAGGGCCUUACCGAGCAAGACAUCCGAGAUGUGGAGAUGUGGGUCAUGGGAAAGGAGCAACAGUCGUGUUCGGAUGCCUGCUGGGACAUGGGUCUGCUCUGCAGUGAGGAAGUCAUCCAAGAGGUGGACAGCAGCGCGCUGGUGAAGGCAGCAGCGCUGCGCGCCAACUUCACUUGUGAAGCCGUGGAACCCGCUUCCAGCCUCGCGCCCCAGGCGACGACCGGAAAUGUCACGGGAGCGCCAGACGCGAACAACACCCUCAACAAGUCAGGCGUGGCUUACGAGAACCACCCGCAGAUCUGCACGCAGAAGGAGUGCGGCUGCGCCGGGCAGCCGGAACACUGCAAGGCCACCUGCUUCUACGGAGACGUUGGUAACAACACUUGCGAUGGCGUGCCAAGGCCGUCGAUGUCCAGGUUGUGCGCGUGCCACAGCAUUCGAAGCGCCAUCACCACCGCCUUGCAAGAGAUUACCAAGCAAGGCAACUCGCACCCAACUACCACCAGGGAUGCGGAGGAGCAAGCUCGACAGCUGUCGAUUCGCGCCACGAAGCUUGAGGAGGAGAUCUCCAUCUUCGUCAUGAAGCUGGCAGAUUCCAUGGUCAACCCGAACAUCUCGGUGCCGGGAAAGUGGAACAAGCUCCUGAAGAGCCAGAAUGAAACUGCCACGGAUGCUACGGAACCGGAGAAGCUGAAGACAGUGGUCAAGGAGCUCGCAGAGCUCAACCACAGGAGCAACUGGUUCCACCCGGACCAGCCAGAGAACCCGAUGACUGACACGCGUUCGACCGGGCACCACGCCACCCACGGGCACAAAGCCAUCCUCUUCCUCUUCAUCACGGUCAUGCUGGGACUCUUCACCAAUGGUCUGCUCGAGCGGAAAGGUGGAUCUUUUCCUUACACCUGUGCCAUCUUUGCCGAGGGGGUUUUGAUGGCUUUGAUCCGCGGCAGCCCGUGGCUGCCUCGCACUUUCGAGGACUCCUUGGACUUGUGGCACGACAUUGACCCUCACCUCUUCAUGUUCGCUUUCUUGCCGCCUCUGAUCUUCUCGGAGGCCAUGAACCUGAACAUGAGCAUGGUCCAGCGAUGCUUCUGGCAGUGCUUCAUUAUGGCGGUCCCUGGCGUCAUUGUGGGCGCCCUGUUGGCCGGCGUGGCGGCGAAGUACAUCCUCCCCUAUGAAUGGUCCUGGCCUUUGGCCAUGGCUUUUGGCGCGAUCACUUCCGCCACAGAUCCGGUGGCCGUGGUCUCCAUCUUCAACUCCUUGGGUGUGUCGCCACGACUGACGAUGCUCAUCAGCGGCGAGUCCCUCCUGAACGACGGCACAGCCAUUGUCUUCUUCAACCUCUUCAAGAUGAUGCUGAUUGCCAAUAUGGACUCCUCCUUCACAACCCCUUCGGGUCUCGCUGCAUUCCUCUUCCGAGGCGUGGUCUUGGGCCCACUGUUGGGCGCACUUGGAGGUUAUGCAGCCGUGUACCUCCUGGGACUCUGGGGCAGCGAUGUGCGUUACCAUGGCGACAUUCUGAGUCAGCUGCUGUUGACGGUGGCCUUUGGAUACCUUGCCUUCUUCUGGGCGGAGGAGGGCUUCGCAGCCAGCGGCGUGCUCACGGUCGUGGUCGCAGGAGCCGUCUUGGCCAAGUAUGCCGGCCCCCGCUUCGUCUCCCCCGAGGUCCUACACACCGUCUGGCACAUCGUGGAGUUUGUGGGCAACACGCUGGUGUUCAUGCUUGCCGGCAUCAUCUCAGGAGAUGUCAUGCUGAACCACCCCAACAUUUCCUGGAGAGACUGGCUCUUCAUGUUGGUCAUGUACGCUGCACUCAUGGCGAUCCGGGGAAUUACCGUGGCUCUCUUCUGGUGCCCGAUGCAGGCUGUGGCCAGCGUGAAGCUGACCUGGAAGGAUGGCGUCGUUAUGGUUUGGUCUGGGCUUCGCGGUGCGAUUGGCCUGCUUAUGGCAGUACUCCUCGAUCAGGAGACGAGCAUCAAUGAGCUCCAAGGCUCACAGGUGCUGUUUCACAUCAGCGGCUUUGCGACCAUGACCUUGCUCAUCAACGGCACCUUCGCGCCCGUGGUGUUGCAAAGGCUGGGGAUGAUGGCCACCGUGGAGGAGAAGGAGAAGAUGUUGGAGGAGGUGUGGAAUGCGGUGGCACAGAGGAGCAAGACGCAGAUGCAGGAGGUUAUGAAUGAGGAGUCAUCGAGCGAGUUGACCAAGGACGUGCCCGAGAGCUACUUGAAGAAGAUGGUUCCAUCCCUAACCGAGGAGCCGCUUCCUGCCAGCUCCACGGUGCGUGAGGAGAAUCCGACCAUCUUGAACCAACUUCGUCAAGCACUCCUGCGCACGACGCGAAGUAUCUACAAGAAGAUGUUCGAGCAUGGCGCUGUCAGCCGCACAUCCCCGGAAGCCGUUAUCCUCCUGGCAUCCCUGGACGAGGCCUGCGUGGAUACGGAAGACGGACUCAAGGAGUGGGAGCUGCUGGCGGAAAUGCUCGGGCUGUCGGCAGUGGAGGGAAACCGUGGCCGUGGCGUGAGCUUCUCCUUCAAGAGCCUGGCUGGGCGUCCAGAUCUCCAAGAGAGAUGUGUUUGCGCCAUCCUUCUCUACAUCCAUGCUCACGAGCAAGCCCUGAGCGAGGUGCAAAAAUGGUUUGGCGCCGAUAUGACCGCAGAUUCACCAGAAGAGAUCGCACUGCAGAAGGAGAACAACGCCUUCAUCCAGGAAGCCAGGGACACCUUGUCCGGGUUUCCGAAGGAGCUGGUGACGGUGGUUCGCUCGAAGAUGCUGGCUGCCAAGCUUCUCCAUCUGCAGCUGGAAGAGGUCGAGGAGUUGGCGGGCAUGGGCAUCAUCACGGAAGGUGAUGCGCAUCAGCUGGGGCACAAGAUCUCGCACGACAUCGCGCACCUGAAGAGCAUCAGUCAAGACGACUUGAAGUAG
Messenger RNA from Symbiodinium natans, 3090 nucleotides. Lineage: Eukaryota; Dinophyceae; Suessiales; Symbiodiniaceae. The record is from the annotation of a GenBank genome assembly.